Molecule: messenger RNA, 2982 nt
Organism: Hypoxylon trugodes
Lineage: Eukaryota; Fungi; Ascomycota; Sordariomycetes; Xylariales; Hypoxylaceae
Product: dipeptidyl peptidase IV N-terminal region-domain-containing protein
Exons: 3
Coding region: 117-2849 (910 amino acids)
Biological process (GO): proteolysis
Molecular function (GO): serine-type peptidase activity; dipeptidyl-peptidase activity
Source: RefSeq, a predicted model, not a curated record
CUUCAUUCUCCUAGAAACAUAUUUAAAUCAACCAACUUCGGUCAGUAAGGCGACAUCGACCGGCCAAACUAACAACGGAUGGCCCCUAUAAUUGAUUAAAAAAAGAAUACGCAAUAAUGGCGUCCCCGAGACCGUCACGCGACUCCCUUUCCUCCGUCUCCACGACGAGUUUAGUAUUCGAACGACUCGGUGAACGCGAAAAGCUAAACGGCGACCUUUCCGACCUAGAAAACGAAGACCCUUUACAUAAUGCCUCCGAUGACGAAGAAGAGAACCUCGUCGGUUCGAGUGCGCAGCGGAAGGCUGUCGGUCCUGAUAAAUCGCUGAAGAGGUUUAUCUUAGUGCUGGCUGGUGUUUUUCUUGCUGCUUGGCUUGUCGGGCUGUUUACUUAUUUAUCGACAAAAUCGUAUCAACAUUCUUCACAAAAAGAACACGAUCCUGCUGCUACGGCGUCCCGUGGUUCCGGUAAGAGGGUUACAUUAGAUCAGGUUAUGCAGGGGUACUGGAGACCCCAAAGUCAUGAAAUUAGUUGGAUCGAGGGUGCGAAUGGAGAAGAUGGGUUGUUACUAGAAAGAGCUGCCACUGGCAAGGAUUAUUUAAUAGUAGAGGAUGUUCGGAGCAAGAAUGCGGACCAUGCUGCGGCUGGAGGGAAGAUCGCUUCAGCGCAGACGCUUAUCAAGCAACCAUGGUUCAAUGUUGGCGGGCGACAGUUGAUACCCGAUCAAGUGUGGCCGAGUCCUAAUCUCAAGAAGGUGUUGAUUGCUACCGAUACCAAGAAUAUUUGGAGAUAUUCUUUCACGGGGAUAUACUGGAUAUUUGACGUGGAAACACAGACUGCCGAACCUCUAAACCCGAAAAAUCCUAAUCUCCGAGUCCAACUUGCGCAAUGGAGCCCUAAGAGCGAUGCGGUUGUUUAUACGAGUGCCAAUAAUUUGUACGUGCGACGGUUGGGAAGUGAUAGUGUCGUUCAGGUCACGAAAGACGGCGGCCCAGAGUACUUCUAUGGUAUUCCGGAUUGGGUAUAUGAAGAGGAGGUGUUUGGUGAUAAUAGUGCGACGUGGUGGUCUGGGAACGGAGACUUUGUCGCUUUCUUGAGAACGAACGAGACCCUGGUGCCAGAGUAUCCGAUCCAAUUUUUCAUUGACAGACCGAGUGGCGACAAGCCUCCUCCUGGCGAGGAUAGCUACCCCGAAGUACAGCAGCUCAAAUACCCUAAGGCGGGCUCGCCAAACCCAUUCGUAGAUCUUCUGUUCUACGAUAUGGCGCGAGGCGAUACGUUUUCAGUUGAGAUUGAAGGAAGCUUUCCUCCCGAGGACCUUUUAAUCACCGAUGUUACCUGGGCCGGGAAUCAGGUUCUGGUUAAGGAGACGAAUCGUGUUAGUGAUAUUAUGCGGGUGAUUCUUAUCGAUGUCACGGCUCGAGCAGGCAAGACGGUCAGGACAGUUGACGUUGGAAAACUCGACGGCGGCUGGUUCGAGAUUUCGCAUGAUACUACUUACAUCCCGGCCGACCCCGCCAACGGCAGACCUCAGGACGGCUACAUUGAUACUAUCAUUUACGAAGAUAGAGAUCACAUGGCCUACUUCAGCCCCUUGGAUACUGACAAGCCUGUCAUGUUGACUUCGGGUAAUUGGGAAGUUGUCGCAGCGCCUUCUGCGGUUGACUUAAAGAAUAAUCUCGCAUAUUACGUCGCUACGACGAUAGCAUCGACCCAACGACAUGUAUAUAGCGUCAAGUUCGACGGGUCGGAGACGAAAGCUUUGACGGAUGCGACUAGAGAGGGUUACUACGAUGUAUCAUUCUCUAGCAAGGCCGGAUACGCCCUUGUCACGUACAAGGGACCGAAUGUGCCGACGCAAAAGGUCAUCAGCACACCGAGCAACACCGAGAAAUACGAGCACGUCAUUGAGGAAAACAAGGAUCUGACAGACAAGGCUAAGAAGCACGAACUGCCACUUCUAGAAUACGGUAUUAUCACCGUUGAUGGCGUUGAUCUCAACUUUGUUGAGCGCCGCCCACCACACUUCGAUCCCAAGAAGCAAUAUCCCGUACUAUUCCAGCAGUACUCCGGGCCUGGUUCGCAAUCUGUGGAUAAGACGUUCGGUGUUGAUUUCCAAUCAUACGUCGCCGGUAACCUAAACUACAUUGUAGUCACGGUCGACGGGCGGGGCACCGGGUUUAUCGGGCGGAAGGCGCGUGUGGUUGUGCGUAAAAACUUAGGAGUCGCGGAAGCACAUGACCAAAUUGCAGCGGCCAAGAUUUGGGCGGCGAAGCCAUACGUAGACGAAUCUCGAAUCGCAAUUUGGGGAUGGUCGUACGGAGGAUUCCAGACGCUCAAGACACUGGAGCAAGACGCCGGUGAAACCUUCAAAUACGGUAUGGCAGUGGCUCCCGUCACUGAUUGGCGAUUCUACGACAGCAUUUAUACCGAGCGGUAUAUGUUAACACCGCAAUCCAACGGGGAAGGGUAUGACAGCAGCGCGGUGACGAACGCGACGGCGCUCGGCCAGAAUGUGCGCUUCUUGAUCAUGCAUGGUGUCGCGGAUGAUAAUGUGCAUAUGCAAAAUACCCUAACAUUGCUCGAUAAGUUGGAUAUGGCUAGCAUUGAGAAUUACGAUUUGCAUAUGUUCCCCGACAGUAAUCAUGGGAUUUACUUCCAUAAUGCGAAUCGCAUUGUAUAUGAUAAAUUGAAUAACUGGCUCAUCAAUGCCUUUAAUGGGGAAUGGUUGAAGGUCACAGACGCAAGACCCACGCCUAAUAAAGCGAAGCGGGAUAUGGAGCUAGUGAGGAAAUCGGGCAUCACGGUGAGCCAUGGACAUAGGCUACCUCUGUCGAGUUUAGCGGGUUAAACGUACAUUAGAUGGCAUGGCAUGGCGUACCGGUGGCAUUGUUCAUUUCCAAUAUGUAGAGUAUCUUGCUUAUGCAGUUGGCAGGCAAUGUGAUAUAUACCAUUUUAUUCAAAUUUCAACUUGUUGUUUUACU